AUGCGUUUCACCCACUUCCUGCUCUUCGCUACGACAACUCUUCUCUAUAGCUCUAAUGCUAGUGAGACCGUCUCAGGCGAAAGCCAGGCCAAGUUGACUACAGUGACUUCGACUGACGCUGCGGCUCCAGCCCGCGCUGUCGAUGGUAGGAACGCCAAGAGGUUGUUGCGAGUCGACCGCGAGGACGAUGAAAACGAAGAAGAUAAAGAAGAGAGAGUAAACCCGGCGCUGUUGGACGAGCAGGCGCUUGCCAGGUGGACUGCCAAGUGGGCUGCGAGGGCGGACGAUUGGUUCGAUCAAGGAUACACUCCGGGUCAGAUCAAGGAGAAAUUGACUGGUCUGCGCGAUGAAAUGAGCCGGAAGAACGGGAGGAAGUACUACUUGUUUUUGAAAAAGUGGAAUUCGGAGCAUCCUCGCGGACGUGACUAG
Phytophthora nicotianae INRA-310 is the source of this 429-nucleotide messenger RNA. RefSeq lists its product as hypothetical. The record is from RefSeq and is a predicted model, not a curated record. Bases 1 to 429 code for a protein of 142 amino acids. The transcript has a single exon. NCBI's taxonomy places the organism in Eukaryota, Oomycota, Peronosporomycetes, Peronosporales, Peronosporaceae.